Molecule: messenger RNA, 651 nt
Organism: Funneliformis caledonium
Lineage: Eukaryota; Fungi; Glomeromycota; Glomeromycetes; Glomerales; Glomeraceae
Source: the annotation of a GenBank genome assembly
AUGUCUGAAAAACGGUUGAAACUCGCGGCCCAAGGAUUACGCAAAACUGCUAUAAGUCUACAAGCUGCUGUUGUAAGCCUUCUACAAGCUGCAGAAGCUCUUACCUCUGAAACCGACGACAGCUUGGUAGAUAAUAACCCGUUAGACAUUAAUCUUCAGGAUCUCUUGAAAGGUAAUAUUAAUGGGGCUCUUAGUAAAUUGUUUGGUGAUGCUCUCAAUAACGAAGGCGAAACGCUAGACAAAGAUCAAAAGGCUCAACAAAAUGACAAACAGCCAGCAAAUGGGGUCAAGAGAUCUACACGUAAACCAAGACCGCCUCGUGACCCUAACGCACCUACGAAACCUCAGAACGCCUUCAUAUUGUUUCAAAAAGACGUUGCGAAUUCGGUAAAGGCGGAAAAUCAGGGUAAACCUUGUGCCCACGAAGUAGAAGAAAAUGAAAAAUCUACUAAAAGAUCAAAGAAAAGGACCUCAAACGAUGAAGAACACAGAAAAAUCAAGAAACACUCACGGGAUGAAAAGAGCAAAGAAGAUUUUGACGUAAGCGAAGAGAUUAAAUAUGAAAGAGAAGAUGGAGUUGGUGAUGAAUUCGAAUCGUCAUCUAAAACGUCGAAAAAUAAGAAGAGGAACAAAAAGACCAAGAAAAUUUAG